Stereum hirsutum FP-91666 SS1 is the source of this 1206-nucleotide messenger RNA. RefSeq lists its product as uncharacterized. Bases 1 to 1206 code for a protein of 401 amino acids. The transcript has 3 exons. NCBI's taxonomy places the organism in Eukaryota, Fungi, Basidiomycota, Agaricomycetes, Russulales, Stereaceae. The record is from RefSeq and is a predicted model, not a curated record.
AUGAUCUCCUUCCUCGACUUGCCACCGGAAAUACGCCUGCCCAUCUACGCCCACUUUCUUGACGAACAUACUCGCAUCCACCGCAAUCGCCAACCAAACAACGGCCAUUAUCGUCUCUUGCAUGUCUGUAGAGCAACAUAUUAUGAGGCUCGUCCGACUUUCCGGACAUAUGUCUCGUUGGCGUACGAGAGGCAAAUAAACGCCUUCAUACGUUGUGUGGACCCUGAAGAUCUUGCGCACAUUCUCUGGGCCGAUGUCGCUAACGAUGGUCGAUACCUGUCAAAUGUCGACCCUCGUCUUCUACAGAAUUCUAAGGAGAGCAGCAGCGAGGUCAUUAACAGGCCUAUAUCGAACCUUCACCUUGCGCUCCGAAGGAUGACAUCGCUGCAGCGCCUGCGAACAUUCGACUGCCGGCAUGGCGCUCCAGCUGCCCCCAGAAUAGGGUCAUCUCUCAGGAUGUCGUUCGAAUUAUGUCUCUUCCCGGAUGUUCGUCCAGAUAACCUAGUCUCCUACGAACUCUACCUCGACCCCACAACCCAAGCCUCCAUCUUCCAAACCGUCCCCAACGCCAAGCUCCAAAAACUCCGUCUAUCCGGCGACUGUCGUCUCCCGAAGAAAGAGCCGACGCCUUCCCUCCGCUCGCUGAACCUCCACGCCAUCACCUCGAACCAUUUCGACGUCCGUCCCAUAAAUGACACCUUCCCCGAUUGUCAUCUCGACUCGUUCGCGUACUCUAUGGGCCACAGAAUGGGAUUCGAGAUACGGGAUGCACAACUUCGGUCGCUGGUACAGGGAAUAGGAUCCCGUCUUCGGAAACUCGUCCUCCUGGGAUGUAAAAGGCUGACGACCUCGGUGAUCUCGGAGUGUCUUUGGGAACUGCCAGGGCUGGAAUGUUUCGCGCUCUCGUUGAUCACGCACGAUGAAUUGCGGUCAAAUUUUGUUUCAGCGUUGGCAUCAAGCGUGCGAGUGGUCAAAUUACAUGUGGUUGAGGGGAAAUGGACCCAGCCAUUUGUAGAGGAGGAGAAUGCGCUAUGCGAUGGUUUAGAAGAAAAGAUGAAGCAGGAGCCAGCGUUGAGCAUUCUGCGUCUUCACUUCCGCGAAUCUGUCAUGGUGUCGGGCGGCAGAGCAGCGAGGUGGAAGGAGAUAGCAGCCGAUGAAAGGCUUGACCUUAGAUGGGGGAGCUGGGAAACCGAUGAAGAAGUGUAG